CUCAAUCGAGGCGAGAAGCAACAGCAAGCGGAGAGCAGAGACUUGGACAUUACGCACAGCCUACUACUACUACUACUACUACUACUACUACUACUACUACUACAGCGGAUCCAGACGGACUCCAUACACUUUAUUCCAGCAGCCAGAGAGGAGUAGAAAAAGUUUGGAGAAAUGCAGUCAGUGUACCAGCACCUGAUCAGCCUGCUGUUAGUCUUCAGCAGCCUGCAGGUUAACCAGCUGACGGAGGGCUGCUCGUGCGCUCUGACUCACCCGCAAGACGCCUUCUGUAACUCCGACAUAGUGAUUCGAGCUAAAGUCGUGGGCAAGAAGCUACUGAGAGAUGGACCUUUCGGAACGAUGCGCUACACAGUCAAGCAAAUGAAGAUGUACAAAGGAUUCGAAAAGGUCCAGCACGUGCAGCACAUUUACACGGACGCCUCAGAGAGUUUGUGCGGUGUGAAGUUUGACAUCAACAAGUACCAGUACCUGAUCACAGGUCGAGUGUACGACGGCAAGGUCUACACGGGGCUGUGCAACUUCAACGAGCGGUGGGAACGCCUCUCAUUGGCCCAGAAGAAAGGCAUCAACCAUCGCUACCAGCUGGGCUGCAAUUGCAGGAUUAAGCCCUGCCACUACCUGCCCUGCUUCGUGACCUCAAAAAACGAGUGCCUAUGGACGGACAUGCUGUCCCACUUCGGCUAUCCCGGCUACCAGUCCCGGCACUACGCCUGUAUUCAGCAGAAGGAGGGCUACUGCAGCUGGUACCGGGGCAUGACCGCACGCGACAAAACCACCAUCAACACCACCGACCCUUGAACCCCAACGCACCCUGCUUGAAAUCCACUGCCGCCUCCCUGACGCCGACCCAUCACUUGUAGAGUAUUACAGGACUCUUUAAGCUCACUGGCCUGGGUGACAGCCUCUUUUUAAAGGGGCAAAAAAAAGAAAAGAGAAAAGAAUAAAUCCAUUACAGUGCCUGUUUCGUAGCACUUCUGAUAGAAACAAUACCUUUUUUGUUGUGCAGAACGCCCUGUUGAACUAUAAUUUUUCCAAACCACGAAUCAAACAGUCCUCGCACCAAUCCCCCUCUUUGGGGUAAAGUGGUGUUAAAAAGGUGACAAAGACAGACAUUUACAAGGCCGAUAAGAAAUGUAGGACCUUGAUCAACCUCUAAUCUCUAAGACAAGCAGUGACCUGUAUCACUGUAAGUAUCAUUGGUGUUAACUAGCUGCAAUUAGCCUAUUGCUAUCCUAGUAGCCUAUUAUGGUCAUUGUGUACAUUGAGGCAGUUUGACUUUUAAAAAGCAAGGACAAGUACAAGAUGAAUUUCAAUCAAUGAAGAAAGUAUAACCCAUUUUAUUUACAUUGUUGCUACUAAACUGCACUUGCUAGCAUUAGACUCUACAGUUCUACACAUCAACAAUGCAGAUGGAAUGCCAAUGUGAGGUAUGAUCUCUGAACGUUAUACCUCUUAUUUCAGCCUGAAUUUUCUUUUCUUUUUUGCAAAUGGUAUUGUUUUACAGUGACGUAUACAUCGAUUAUGUUCACCGUUUUAACUGUAAUAUGUGUCUUUAAGGAUGGUAGUAUCUCUGCUUACCUGAAUGUUUGCAAUGUAACUCAUUUUGCAGUUAUAUCACAAACAACGCCCUAUUCUGUUGAGCACUGUUUAAUCAGAAAAAUGCUAAAAAUGUCUCUGUUACAGUACCAACGCAGAGAAGAGCUCACCUCUUGCAGAGAUGGUGAUAUUUUAUUUUUUGCUGUAUAUAACAUAAGCUACAGAAAUGAACUAUCAACUCAGCUGAAA
This is a messenger RNA of Cottoperca gobio, 1803 nucleotides long. RefSeq names its product metalloproteinase inhibitor 3. Bases 172 to 816 code for a protein of 214 amino acids. The record is from RefSeq and is a predicted model, not a curated record. Gene Ontology annotation, molecular function: metalloendopeptidase inhibitor activity; protease binding. Gene Ontology annotation, biological process: negative regulation of endopeptidase activity; response to hormone; response to cytokine. NCBI's taxonomy places the organism in Eukaryota, Metazoa, Chordata, Actinopteri, Perciformes, Bovichtidae. The transcript has 5 exons. Gene Ontology annotation, cellular component: extracellular matrix.